UGUUAAAGGCAGAGAAAAGAAAGCAGUGUCCGAAAGUUGGGAAAACAAAUUAAAGAAAAAUAAUUUUCAACAAAAUAAGAGUGAAUUUUAUGCAAAGGUAUAACCUUUCCUUGUUUUGCAAUGCAUCUUAAUUGAAGAGUCAUUUAAAAAAGCAAUCAAAAGAUUCUUUAGGACGUAUAUAUUUUGAGAGCGAAAAACGCACACACACACACAGCCUUACUGGAGCAGGCAUUGUUAGUAAAGCCAGAAAACAUCUUGUAUCUCUAACAUGGCAUCACUGGAACCAGCACAAAAUAAAACCUGGGAUUUAUCUCUGUAUGAGCUGCAGCGCAAACCUCAGGAAAUCAUUACGGACAACACAGAAAUAGCAGUUUCCCCCAGAAGUUUACACAGCGAGCUGAUGUGCCCCAUAUGCUUGGAUAUGCUUAAGAAAACAAUGACCACCAAAGAGUGUUUGCAUCGUUUUUGUCAGGACUGUAUUAUAACUGCCCUGCGUUCGGGCAAUAAGGAGUGUCCCACAUGCCGAAAGAAAUUGGUGUCCAAGCGUUCCCUAAGACCGGAUCCCAAUUUUGAUUUAUUGAUAUCGAAAAUCUACCCGAGCCGUGAGGAGUAUGAGGCUAUACAGGAAAAGGUAAUGGCGAAAUUUAAUCAGACGCAAUCGCAACAGGCAUUGGUCAAUUCCAUAAAUGAGGGCAUCAAACUACAAAGUCAAAAUAGACCACAACGUUUUCGUACAAAGGGAAGUGGGGGCGGCGGCGGCGGUGGUGGUGGUGGCGGUGUUGGUGCACGUGCAGGCACUGCAAAUGGAACAAAUCAUAAUUCUAAUCAUCCACAUAAUGUAUCGAAUGAAAGCAAUACAAAUGGCAAUGAAAGUGAUAGCAACAAUAGGGAAAGUUCCACAGGGCCUCCAAAUGUACCCCCACCUGCGGCCACACCACCACCCCCUACCCAUUCUACCACACCCAGCAAUAAUUUGGUGGCAACUUCGUCGACAGGCCUAAGCCAAGGGGCUAGCACUUCCUCGACUCGCAUGGAAGAUGGGGCCUCUAAUCCCCCCUCUGUGCGUUCCACUCCCUCACCAGUUCCCUCAAAUUCGAGCAGUUCCAAGCCCAAAAGGGCCAUGUCGGUGUUGACUUCAGAGCGUUCAGAAGAAUCCGAAUCUGACUCACAAAUGGAUUGUCGCACAGAGGGAGACUCAAACAUUGAUACCGAGGGAGAAGGUAAUGGGGAAUUAGGUAUCAAUGAUGAAAUUGAAUUGGUUUUCAAACCCCAUCCCACAGAGAUGGCCGGGGAUAAUCAACUAAUGAAAGCCCUGAAGGAGAAUUGCAUACGUUACAUAAAAACUACCGCCAAUGCUACGGUUGAUCAUCUCAGCAAAUAUUUGGCUUUGCGUAUGACCUUGGAUUUGGGCUCCGAAUUACCCGAGGCAUAUCGCAUGCUCAAUUUGUGCAUAUACAUUGCACCCCAACCUUCACAGUUGGUCAUUUUAAAUGGCAACCAGACAUUGCAUCAGGUCAAUGAAAAAUUCUGGAAAGUUAACAAACCCAUGGAAAUGUUUUACUCAUGGAAGAAAUCAUAAAAAGCGCCUCCUGUACCCAUUAGUAGUUUUUAAGAGCAAUGUUUGUAGAAAUUCCAAACGAGCUAUACCAACAAGGGCUGAGGUUACAUGCGUUCUAAUUUUUUUCAUUUAAGAAAAAAACAUUGGAAACAAUUUAAAAAUUAUGAGUGUAGUGUACUUUUUUCCUUUAACUAUUAGUAUUUAUAGAUUAUCGCAUUAGUUUUUAGUUAACAUGUAAUUAUGCAAUCAUUUCGAAACAAAAACAGAUAUUUAAUUGCUUUUAAUGUGUAAUCA
Messenger RNA from Stomoxys calcitrans (stable fly), 1852 nucleotides. It is a transcript of the gene Sce, whose product is annotated as E3 ubiquitin-protein ligase RING1. NCBI's taxonomy places the organism in Eukaryota, Metazoa, Arthropoda, Insecta, Diptera, Muscidae. Gene Ontology annotation, cellular component: ubiquitin ligase complex; PcG protein complex. The record is from RefSeq and is a predicted model, not a curated record. Gene Ontology annotation, molecular function: chromatin binding; ubiquitin protein ligase activity. The coding region runs from base 269 to 1579 and encodes 436 amino acids. The transcript is spliced from 2 exons.